AUGGCUUCCCUACUUGACCUUGAAGAUCCCAGCUUAUUAGUGAGCUUGAACUUCAUCGGCGGUGAUUGGAAAACAGGUGCAUCGGAUAGGACUUUCUCAGUGACUGGUAAAUUGAGGUUGAUUUCUAUGAAUACAGAGCGUUGCGGACAUCCGCAAGAUCUUGCAAGUCUUCGACCAAUUGGCGUACGUCAAGAAUCAGAUGAUUCCGAUGUGCUCAUAGCUAUCGAAGCCGCAGAGGUUGCUCUGCACACCUGGAAAGCCCAAAGUGGUCGACAACGCUCGCGCAUUCUACGCAGAUGGUUCGAUCUUGUUAUCGAGAAUAAGAACGACCUUGCUCGUCUCAUCUCUGUUGAGAACGGAAAGGCUCAAGCAGAUGCGGCUGCAGAAGUCUCACUAGCAUCCACUUACCUCGAAUGGCUCGCCGAGGAGGCCGCCAGAAUAUAUGGUGAUGUUGCACCACAUAGCAACCCUUCGUGUAGGAUAUCGAUUCUCAAGGAACCUGUAGGCGUUUGCGGGUUAAUCAUUCCAUGGAAUUUCCCGGCUGCUAUGGUUACUCGCAAACUUGCUCCUUGUCUCGCUGCAGGAUGUACAGCGGUACUGAAGCCUGAUGGACUGACUCCAUACACCGCAUCUGCACUUGUCCUGCUGGCUCAGAGGGCUGGUGUGCCAGCAGGAGUGAUUAAUAUCGUUAAUGCACUGGAUAAUACGUCAACAGUUGGCAGGAUUCUUUGCGAAAAUCCAACUGUCCGCAAGAUUUCAUUCCCUGGUUCAACAAGAGUCGGCCAGAUAUCGUUGCAACAGUCCGCAAAGAACAUUCAAAAACUGAGUCUUGAGCUGGGCCAAGUGGCAGCAUCUAGCCUGAUUGCUUGCAAGUUCAAAGUUUGGGGACAGACUUGCGUGUGUGCAAACAGAGUGUAUGUGCAAGAGAGAAUUCACGACCGUUUUGGUCCGCUGAUCCAUUCACGGGUAGUCGCCAAGCGUGAAGAACACGUUCGAGAUGCUGUGAGCAAAGGUGCAGAAGUACUUAUUGGUGGCGGCUCACUCGCAGAAAAAGGUCCAAAUUACUUCCAACCAACUGUCCUCAUCAAUGCGAACGCUGAUAUGCGCAUCGCUCAAGAGGAGACUUUCGGUCCUAUUGCUGCAAUUUUCAAGUUCUCUACUGAUUCAGAAGCAAUUGCCGCUGCCAACAAUACCGAUAUGGGUCUUGCAUCAUACAUGAUGACCAACGAUAUGAACAGAGCGCAGAAAGUAUCGGAGGCACUGCAGGCUGGUAUGGUGGUUAUAAAUACCGGUGCCAUCGCGGAUGCAGCUGCUCCGUUCGAUGGCGUCAAAUACUCGGGUCUGGGCCGCGAGUCUAGCAAGUAUGGGAUCGAAGAAUACCUUUCUCUCAAAACUAUCGUUACCGGAAAUUGUUGA
This is a messenger RNA of Bipolaris zeicola 26-R-13, 1416 nucleotides long. RefSeq lists its product as uncharacterized. The record is from RefSeq and is a predicted model, not a curated record. The coding region runs from base 1 to 1416 and encodes 471 amino acids. The transcript has 5 exons. Gene Ontology annotation, molecular function: succinate-semialdehyde dehydrogenase (NAD+) activity. NCBI's taxonomy places the organism in Eukaryota, Fungi, Ascomycota, Dothideomycetes, Pleosporales, Pleosporaceae.